AUGUAAUAACAUAUACCAUAACAAGACUUUGUUGAAUUAAAGAAGCAUUUAGGUUUCUUGUUGAAGACAGAUAUUAAUAUGAGUGAGGAAUAAGAAAUAUAAAAUGAUAGUUUUCAUCUUAAAUUAGAAUAAGAAAAAAUAAAAAAUGUUUUUAAAUAUCUUGAUCAAUGUAGCAGAUAAAAUUCCAUUUUAUUUUAGUAUUAGUAGUGGUAUGAGGAAAAAUCUUAAAAUCCACCCAAUAAACAAGAAAUUAUAGAUUUUAUAAAUAAAAGAAUAGCUUAAUAAUAUGUCCCUUAUAUGUUGCCUCAAUAAUAAUUUAACUAUAAUUAAGCUCCGAUCUAACAAAUUCCUCAAUAGAAUGCUUUCUAUAGUUAAGUUCCAACAUAUCAAAUUCCUCAGUAAUAUAAUCCCUAUAAUUAAGCUCCAAUGUAAUAAGCUUAUCAUCAAUACGAUCCAUUUGGCCAAGCUCCCUAAUACAAUGAUCCCUUUAGUUAAAUUCCCCAAUAUCAAUACUAGAACUAGAACUAGAACAUAUAUCAUUAAAAUAUCCAAGGGUAGAAUUCGUAGAUAAUCAAUAUGAGCAAUAAUAUCUUAGAUUCACCUUAAUUUAUAAAUUUACCACCCUACAAUAAUCAAAUUAGAAAAUGA
Messenger RNA from Tetrahymena thermophila SB210, 648 nucleotides. RefSeq lists its product as hypothetical. The record is from RefSeq and is a predicted model, not a curated record. The transcript has a single exon. Lineage: Eukaryota; Ciliophora; Oligohymenophorea; Hymenostomatida; Tetrahymenidae.